Molecule: messenger RNA, 2695 nt
Organism: Paramecium sonneborni
Lineage: Eukaryota; Ciliophora; Oligohymenophorea; Peniculida; Parameciidae
Source: the annotation of a GenBank genome assembly
AUUUACACGUAUAUUAAAUGUCUUUGAAGUUCGAAAUAAAGAAGAAGCAUGUAGCUCGUUCAGAAAGAGUAAAGAGUGUAGAAUUGCAUCCAGAAUAUGGAUGGGUUUUAUCAGGAUUAUAUAGUGGUGUUAUAACAAUUUAAGAUUAUGGCAAUUAGGUAGAUAUAGUAAUAGAUAAUUUAGACAAUUGUGAAAUAAAUAGAGGUGAAUUAGAAAUAGUAGCCUGUAAGAUGUGCAAAGUUUAUAACAAAGAAAUAAUGGGUAGUAGCAGUUAGUGAUGAUCUGUAAUUGAGAGUAUUCAAUUAUAAUACAAAUGAAAAGAUAAAAGUAUAUAAUGAAGUUAAUAAAUAGGCAUUUGAUGCACAUACAGACUAUAUAAGAUGUGUAAUAGUGCAUCCAUCUUAACCAUAUUUGAUAACUAGUUCAGAUGAUACAACUAUAAAAUUAUGGGAUAUGGAUAAUAAUUUUGCAUUAAUAAGAACAUUUGAGGAUCAUGUUAAUUAUGUAAUGAUGGUUGCAUUCAAUCCAAGAGAUCCUAAUACAUUUGCAAGUGCAAGUAUGGAUAAUACAGUUAAGGUAUGGACAAUUCAAAAUAGCAAACCUAAUUUUACAUUAAGUGGUCAUGAAGGAGGAGUUAACUGUGUAGAUUUCCAUCAUGGAGAUAAACCUUAUUUAAUAUCAGGAGGUGAUGAUAGAUCUAUUAAAAUAUGGGAUUAUUAAACUAAAUAAUGUAUACAUACAUUAGAAGCACAUUAACAGAAUAUAUCAUCAGCUAGAUUCCAUCCUGAUUUACCAUUAAUUAUAUCAAGUAUACACAAAUUAGCAUAAUUCUCUAGCUGCUGAAGACGGAGUCAUUCGAUUCUGGCAUUCAAAUACUUACAAAUUAGAAACUUCCCUUAAUUACAAUAUGGAAAGAGUAUGGAGUUUAGACAUUGGAAAAGAUAAUACUUUAGCAUUUGGAUUUGAUGAAGGAACUGUUGUUGUUAAAAUUGGUUAAGAUGAACCUAUUGUAUCUAUGUAAUAAGGAAAAGUUGUUUAUGGUAAAAAUUUUGAAUUCUUUACUAUUAAUCUUAAAGCUGUUAAUAAUACAUCUAAUGAUGGAUAAAUAGUAUAAACAAAUUCUAAAGAAUUGGGAAUAAGUGAUAUAUAUCCUUGUGGAGUGAGACAUAGUCCAAAUGGUCAUAUGUUCGCAAUCUUUAGUGAUUCUGAAUAUACUAUAUAUAGAUCAUAAAACUUUAAAAAUUCAGGUUUUGGAUCUGGUACAGAUUUAAUCUGGUCAUAAAAUGGUGAUUAUGCUGUCAGAGAAAUGUAUUCAAUUAAAAUAUUCAAAAAUAAUACAUUAAGUUAUGAAAUGAAAACAGACUAUAUGGUUGAAUAAUUAUUUGCUGGACCUGUGUUUGGGGCUAAAAGUUCAGAAUUUAUUAUAUUUUAUGAUUGGGAAACAGCCAAAGUUAUCAGGAGAAUAGAUGUUUCACCUAAAAAAGUUAUUUGGAAUGAUACUAAUACAAUAGCAGCUUUGGCUACUAAUGAAGAAAUUUAUUUUUUAUAAUAUGAUCCAGAAUAAUUACCAAUCUUUUUAUAAUAAGAUGAAGAGCCUGAUGGAUUUGAAGAUGCCUUUUAACCUUUAUGUGAUAUUACUGAAUCAAUAAAUUCUGGUUAUUUCAUCUAAGAUGUUUUUUAUUAUACUACACUCAAUGGAAAAAUUGCAUAUUCUGUUAAUGGUAAAAUUUUCAUUGUUGAUCAAGAUAAAAAGUAUUAUAUAAUAGGAUAUAUCUAAUAAUAGAAUAAACUCUAUCUUAUUGAUAAAAAUUACACUAUCAUUAGUUAUGAAGUUAAUAGUAAUGUUGUUGAAUUUCAAACUUAAAUUCUAAAAAAACAAUAUCAAAAAGCAGAAGAAAUCUUAUAAACAAUACCACUCUAGUAUUAUGAUAAAUUAUCUAAAUUUCUUGAUACUCUCAAUCUUAAAGAAUGGGCUUAUAAAUUAGUUUAAGAUUAAGAUCAUAAAUUUGAUCUUGCUCUUUAACUUACUAUUGUAGAUGAUGCUUUUCAAAUAGCUUAAUAAUCUUAAGAUUAACUUAAAUUAAGACAAGUUGGUGAUCUUGCUUUAUAGUAAGGGAGAAUUAAAAUAGCUGUUUAAGCUUUAGAAUUAGCUGAUGAUUUUGGAGGACUCUUAUUAAUUUAUUCGUCUUUAGGAUUAAAAAGUCAACUAUUACAAUUAGCUGAUAAAGCUUUUUAAUAAACUAAAAUGAAUAUAGCUUUCUCUGCAUAUUUUUUAUGUGCUAAUUUAGACAAAUGUCUUGAUGUUCUUAUUAAAAGUAAUAGAUUGCCUGAAGCUGCUUUCUUUGCUAAAACAUAUUGUCCUUCCAAAAUAAGUCCAAUAGUCAAAUUAUGGAAAGAAUCUCUAUCUAAAACACAUCCAAUAAUAUGUAUUCCAUUACUAAUCAUUUUUCUUAGCUUAAAAAAUUGCUGAUCCUUUUGACUAUCCUGCUCAAUUUAAUGAUCUUAAAUUAGCUAUUAAAGUCGAAAAGUUCUAUGAAAAUAUCAGAAAAUAAGCUAUUCCAGCUGAUUAAUUCAAAUAAGUAUUUAUUUCUCUUUUAUUUCUAAGUUCUAAGAAUUCUUGAACCAAGAUCUUUUUACAUAAUUACAAAAUAAUCCUAAUUUAGAUCUUUCAAAAAUCAUUUAUGGGUCGGGUUGA